GCUGUUCCGUCGCUCGCGCGCUGCCAACGCGCUAACGCGUGGCGUGGAACACGAAGGGGUCCGACACCAACUUCGCUGCUGGUGUUGCUUGGACGCGUAGACAGGUAGCAGGGUCCGACUCCCAGCCCACAGUGGAGUCUUGCUUAUUGGACCCCAACCCGCGCGCUCUCGCGGAGACGCCUGCCUACACCGCGUGCGCGCGCGCGCCGCUUGCAUACGUUCGAGUCUUUAUUUCUUUUUCAUUACCGCGGAGGGCGUCUAUGCUUUCCUGCAAGUUACCGAACUGAGGGUCGAAUCGGAUUCCCCCUACCCUUCGGCAAAGCAAAUGGAAUACUGUUGCUGGGACGCGCACUCAGUUCACUAACGCACACACCCAACGCACACACCCACACACAUAUGCACACACGCACUCGCUCACAUGCACACACACACACAAACACGCACUCGGGUACUUAAAAACUUGCGGACAGGAACGUGCGGUGUUUUUGUUUUUCUUCGUACAUUCCUUACGGCAACCGGUACAUCGGUAGCUGUUGGUGGUGGUGUGUCUGUCUCAGCACUCUCUGUCUCGCGACCCCACAGCACACUGUCGCUGGCGACGCACAGCACUGGGACUAUUGUGAAUGUGAAGCCCUCGCCUGUCAUGUGCUCUCGGAAGAACGCUCCAAAAAAGUUUUGAGUGAGUUUGAUUGGAAGAUACAGACGACUAGCGCUUGUUUGGGCGAGUAAGGUGAGAAGCCACCCGCUUAAAAGCAUAAAUCCUUCGCACACGUCUCCGGAGAUCAGCAGGUGCGAAAAAGUAGGAGAAUAUAUCACCGAGGGCGAGCGUGACGAAUUCCACUGUCCACUAUUUUAUCGGCGCGGUGCUUAGCGAUGUCUCGGAUUUUGUAACUGCCUAACAACCAAGCUAGGCCAGUGGCUGGAUACACCCUGCACGGAGGCCGAAGUUGUGAGCAGAGUUGUGUCUCGCCUGUUGUGUGUGAGAGUGUGUUUGUGUGUCUGUGUGUCAAUGUUGCUCUGAGUUGUCGGUUAGUACCAGUCUGCUUCUGUUUGGAUAUCUCGCUCGGCUGGUGUCUUCGCUACCUACUGUACGGGAUAGAAGCUGCUGCUGUCUCACCACCGAGCCAAUGGCUCCAGACAGCCAAGGGCUGCGAGGUCUCAUGAUGUGUGUGCGCUUGUGUUCCACGACAAUCAUGCGUUCGUAACAGAGGCUAACAUAGUGGAGGUCGACGCUAGAAGCUUGGCGUGAGGACCUUUGAACCUUGACCUGUGUUUAGGAAUCAUUGGCUAUCGCCAAUACAAAGAGCAUCUUGUUGGAUCGUGCACCAGGCAUCUCAUCAUCCAGAUUGUUUUUCUUUCCCGGGACAUAGCAGCAGUUUUGUCUUCUUUGCACUCGACUUCGAUGGACCGUUCUUGAACCCUUUGACCCUUGCACAAGCAAGGUCCUUGACCGACAGCAAGAGCGUGCACUGGCUUCAUCAUGGUUCACGUGAGAGCGAUUCGGAUUUCCAUAGGGAUGUGUCUGCUGCUCCUGGUGGUGUGGCUGUCCGUGGUGCGGUCGCAGUCGACGCUGGUGCUGAGGACACACGAGGUGCGGGUGAAGGUGGGAAGGUCUGUGUACCUGGACAGGGACGACCUGCAUAUCGUCAGGUUGCGGCGUGGCGAGGACUGUCGGGUGGAGGUGGUCAUGGCAGACCCCAUCACUCAGCGGGUCGGACACAUGGAUCCCCCGAUCUUCGAUUGUCACUUCUUACCGAAGACCGUGCAGUACAUCCACAACGGCUCACCCUUGCUGACGUCAGACAGGGUCAAGUUGCGCGUGCACUUGUUCACGAACUCAAACACGCAGACAGAGAGUGUGUACCUCACUGUCAACGUGGUCAACGCCUCACACGAGGUGAUAGACACGCGAGGGCUGAGGCCUGUCGUGGUUCCGGAGUUUAACGGCUUGUCGAACCCCAUCGACGCCUCGGCGAUACGUUUCAGGAACAGUUCCAACCAGAACGUCUCGUGCACCGUCAGUUUCUCCAAGUUCUACUCACCCUGGCCGCUGGUGGGGCAGAUCGUGAUGGGGGAGAAGAGGCAAGCAGUGGACUCCGUCAAGAAGGACUGCAGGGAGUUCCUGUUCAUGAACCUUCACUACGAACACCUGCGGUCACCAACGCCGGAUGUCGAUUACUUGCCCUUGACCGUGGAGUUGUUCGACCCUGCCGUCAGCGCUGACGUCAUCACGGAGAGGUUCUACCUUCCUGUCUACAUCAAAGGCGCGCUGCCCAACUCGCCCCCACACGCGAGCUUCAUCAACAUGUACAUGAUGGAUGUGGAUCAGUUUGUCCUCUCCACGAUCAUUCCGGGUGUCAUCUCGGCCGAAGACUAUGAAACGCCCAAGGGUCAGCUGGUGUACAACAUCAGCAAGCCUUUCGAGGAAGGAAGAGGCUACCUGGUGCACCUGGACAAUCAUGCCAAACCCAUCUCGUCGUUCCUUCAAGACGACCUCGACAACCACCGGAUCGCCUACAGGCCUCCCAACAAGGCCUACAAAGACCAGCGGGUGCAUGAGGUUCAGUUUCGGGUAUUCGACAGCCACUUUGCGUACAGCGUGCCGAUCACACUCCACAUCGCCGUUAGGCCCUCGGACACGAACUCACCCCGGGUAUCUCAUCUCACUGGUCUUGUGCUCCUGGAGGGCCAGUCCCGCCCUAUCACCUCCGAGCAGCUGGAGAUUGUGGACAGCGACAACCCUCGGCGGGUCCGCGUGUACAUCAAAGGCGGGCUGCAUCACGGGAAGGUUCUGGUCAAUGGCCGCACGUCGAUGAUAUUCACCAUCGACGAUAUCGACAACGGGAGCGUGGCGUAUCAGCACGACGACAGCGACUCCACGAAGGACAGGAUCGAGUUUCGCAUUAGCGACGGCACCCACACCGUGCUGUCCAGCUUCCCCAUCACCAUCAUCCCCAAGGACGACACUCCUCCCUACCUCAUCAACAACCUGGGAAUGCAGGUGAACGAGGGCAGUACGAAGAAGAUCACCGAAGACAUGCUGCUGGCGCACGACGCCGACUCUCUGGACCAGACGAUCAUUUACACAGUGCACAAGUCGCCCACGGCAGGCAGCUUGCUGAGGAAACUCGUUCCCUCGGACACGGGGACCAAAAUCUUUGGCUUCCGUCAGCGUGACCUCUUAAAGGGUCAAAUCUAUUAUCAGCACAGUGGGGAUCAGGUGUACAGAGACUCCUUCCAGUUCACGCUGCAGGACCAGCAAGACCCGCCCAACGAGUCCGAGGUGCAAACAUUCCAGAUCAUCAUCACCCCGACGAACGAGAACCCACCCGAGCUGGCGCCCGAGGCCACCCGAAUCAUGUACGUCCCGGAGACGAGCAUCGGGUACAUCAGCCAGGUGGAGCUGCUGUACAGAGACGUGGAGUCGCGCGCUCGCCAGCUGGUGUACACCGUGACAACAUCGCCCUACUUCGUGUACAACCGCGGAGAGACAGACGCUGGGCGCCUGGUCAACCACAACGUUACCAUGGUGACCAAAGGCGCGGACAUCCCGUCGGCUGUGCGCUUUACACAAGAAGACAUCAAUCACAUGAAGGUCGCCUACAUCCCGCCCACGGCGGACAUCGGACCGGAGUCGAGGCUGGUGAGGUUCGCAUACACCAUCGAGGACUCCAGUGCCAACAAGUUGUACGGACAGACAUUCGACAUCGAGAUUCUGCCCGUGAACAACCAGGUCCCGGCCUUUGUGACCAACAAGCUGCUGGUGGAGGAGGGUGGCAUCCUGAGCAUCACACUCAACCAGCUGUCGGCCACGGACGCGGACACGCUGUCCAGCGAACUGCGCUUCAUGCUGGACGCCCUGCCUCGCUUUGGCACGCUCCAGAAGGAGGGCAGGAGCAUGAGGAAGGGGGCCACCUUCACUCUGGAGGAUCUUCGCAAAAAACACAUCAGGUACAUCCACGAUGGCUCUGAUGUCGUCCUCGACACCUUCACUCUGGCCUUGACCGAUGGGUUGAAUCAGGAAACAAAGGUCAUCUCCGUGGAGAUAGUCCCCAUCGACGACCAAACGCCGCAGCUGUCUCAAGAUCUCAGACCUCUGCUGAUCGUUUCCGAGGGAGACGAGGCUGCCAUUACUCCAAGAAUCCUGUCGGCAACAGACGAAGACACAGACGACGAAGCGCUUAUAUUCCUCAUCGUAAAGCAGCCAAGAUACGGAGUCCUGCAGCUCAAGGGUCAGCCUGCCACCAAGAACCAGGAGGAGGUCAAGGCAGGCUUAGUCAGCUACAUCCACACCAGCGAGAUCGGCACCAGUCCUCAGAGGGAUUCUGUCUCAUUCAUUGUCUCAGACCAGAACUUCCUCGCCUCCUCUGACCUGCCCGUGUACGACCUCAACAUAACCAUCACGCCCGUCAACAACCAGAAACCUGUUAUCCAGCUCGGCAACCCCAUUCUGGUCGCAGAGGGCGAGUCCUUCCGGUUCUCCGAGGACGUUCUGAGCGUGACGGACGCGGACUCCAAAACCAAGACAGUGGUGUUCAUGAUAACCAAGCAGCCGCAGUGGGGCUUUAUCGAGAACAUCAAGCCUAGUCCGGGCUCCGAGAAAAGCAACGCGGGGAAAAGAGUAAACUCCUUCAACUUCGGCGACAUCCUGGACGGGUCUGUCAACUACGUGCAAGCCAACCACCGCGGCGUUGAGCCUGUGACCGACGAAUUUGAACUCUAUGCGACAGAUGGCAAGCUCAGCUCCUUGUCCAAAGCCAUCACCGUCACCAUCGUGCCGGCCAACGACGAGACGCCAGAUCUGAUGCUGAAGGACAUCGCCAUCGCCGAGGGCGGCGACAUGAUCAUUGACCAGUCCAUGCUGGACGCGCUGGACCUGGACAUGCCCAAGGACCAACUGCGAUUUUCGGUGUCGCAAACGCCAACGCACGGCAAGAUCGUGUCGCUGAUCCGCACCAAGGUGGGCGAGACUGAGACAGAGGUGACGGACUUUUCCCUCGACGAACUUCACAGCGGGAUGCGGCUCAGGUACCGCCACGAUGGCUCGGAGAAUCUCUUCGACAAGUUCGCGGUCACCGUGUCAGACGGCAAGCAUGACAUCAAGAGGGUCUGCAACGUCAGCAUAAAGCUGACCAAUGACGAGAAGCCAGAGAUGGUCAAGAACGCCGGCCUGCAACUGGACUACGGCGACUCGGCUCUCAUCUCUUCGAUCGUCCUGCAGGCUCGAGACGGCGACAACGAGGACUACGAGCUGUGGUACGAAUCACAGAGUCCGAGGAAGGGAUUGCUGCAGUUCUGUCCUGAUCCCUUCUCCCGGACUGUCCUUGAUUGCUUCGAUCUGCAGGUGGGGGAGAACUUCACCCAGAACGAUGUCGACCUGAACCGCAUUCGUUACUUGCACACCACGCGCAUGGGCGCCUCGCAGAGCGACUACUUCAUCUUCAUCCUCACAGACGGCACGCAUCGGCGACCAGAGGAGACGUUUGAGAUCCACGUGAAGAACUCGCGCAAGGCCAACAUCGCUCUGCUGAACCGCGGUAUGACUGUGCGCGAAGGUGAGCGAGUGUCCAUCAGCACCUCCAACCUCAGCGCCUCUGACGAGAGCACCAAGGCUGAGGAGAUCGUCUUCGCGGUGAUCAGGCCGCCACGACUGGGUCAACUAGAGUACAUCGACAAGAUGUUCGUGCCGAUAAGAAGCUUCACGCAGAUGGACAUCGCCGCCCAGAAGAUCGUCUACAACCACCUGACGAAGAACGACAUUGUCAAGGACUCCUUCACAUUCACCGUCACCAACGGUCUGAGCGAAGCCAAGGAUGGAGAGUUCCGGAUAGACAUCCAGCCAAUGGACAGGAUUCUCCCAACCCUCGUGGAAAACUCUUUAAUCGAGGUAUUGCAAGGAGGAGAAGAGAAAAUCACACAGUAUCACCUCAAAGCUAUGGACCCCGACACUGCAGCCCAGAACAUCACCUUCCACGUGGCCAAGUCUCCGACAUACGGCCAGCUGUACAUCCGAGGGGGUCAGGUGGCCACAUUCUUCACCCAGAACGACCUCGAACUGGGUCACGUGCGUUACGAGAGCGACGGGUCACGUGCUGGUCUGGACAACUUUCUCUUCACACUUUCCGACGGUCGCCACCAGGGCUUCCUCGUCAACGGGACGGUGCAGACCCAGCCAGCCAUGGCGAGCAUCUUCGUAAAGCCCUUGGUGGAAGACGCACCUACGUUGGUGACCAACAGAAUGCCGGACACACUGACCUAUUUUGGACGCCGUCGUCAUGGUUUCCGGUUGAACAGCAAGCUGCUGCGCGUGGUUGACUCCGACACGGACAGCGGAAGUCUCCUCUACGUCCUCACGCAACGUCCUCAACAUGGCCACAUCGAAAACACAGUGGCCAAGCGCUACGUCCGACGUAGGUUCACACAGCGAGACCUUGACGAGGACAGCUUGCUGUUCAUCAUAGACCCCAAGACUGAUGCCACCAACGACACUUUCACUUUCAGGGUGGAAGAUUCCAGGGGGAACUCUCUAGAUGACCAGAGGUUUGAUAUGCGAUGGUCAAGGGUGGAGUUUGAGCGCAAGGAGGUGGUAGCCUGUGAAAAUGUCGGAAUUCUGUCUGUCACCUUGACCCGAUCUGGUGACCUUUCUCACUCGGCUUUCAUUGGCAUCCACGUUCGAGAAAUCUCGGCCAAAAUUGGAGAGGACUUCAUUCCAAAUUCAGCCAAACAGGUUCAGUUCGAUCCAGGUGAGGCGCGCGCCACCUGGGAACUAACCAUUCUCGACGAGGGGUUGGUCGAAAGGAACGAGAAGCUUAGACUAACCUUGCGUGACCCGGUCAACACCAUCGUGGGCACCCGACGGAAACUAGGGGUUCGAAUCAUAAACGCUGAAUCUGGCCACUGUCCCCAGUACCUUGGUAUGGUCAGCAAGCACACUGACCAGCUGACUUUGGAGCCUGGAGACCCCAUACCUGGAACUGAGAAUGAAAAUCCAUUUAUGUUGCACAGCGUGAGUCAAGUUCACCAAGCUUCACGACACGAGAACAGGUAUCUGAACACAGAGGCUGAGCCCAACGGUCAUCUCGGCAAAGGUCUACUUCCGGUCUCGUCCGCUGCUUCCCCUUUCUCGCGAGGUGGCGGAGGAGGGAAGAAGAACGGACAGCGCAGGAACGGUGGGAAGAAAAAGAAGAAAAUCAACAACCGCAGAAAUCAGGUUCCUCUUCCUAGUCCUACCUCCAGAGUUGUGACCCCCACGACCUCAGCUAGUGGAUCGAUGGUGGCUGGGGGUAUCCCCAGGCCUUCAGCAGACACUAAGUACCAGCCACCUCAGAAGUGUUCUGGGCUGACCAAGGGUCUGCUGCACUUUGAUGAUUACAACUUCCACCUGCUGCGCUGUGACGGCAAAGCCUGGGUGCCAUGGAGUCCUUCGUCCAGCAACGACGAACGGUCCGCCGCGGGUGGCUUGACAUGUCGCAUCGGAUGGCAAGAGUACGAUCAGCGCUGUUACCUACUGGUCGACUCGCGCCUCACCUGGGAUGAAGCAGAGAGCGCAUGCGUGAACUCAUACGGGGCACAUCUCACUUCCGUUCGCUCUAUGCGCCACCUCACUUGGCUUGGGGAAGUGGCUGCAGGAAAAGCUUUUUGGAUCGGUCUGAAUGAUAAGAGGCAGAAGGGACGAUGGGAAUACUCUAAUGGGGAGCCGGUGGCUGUCACCAACUGGAAGGGCGGGGGACCUCGCACCAUGCGCAGCAAUUUCCAGAAGAACUGCGCGGUGGUGAAGAACCUGCUGAAGUGGCGCAACAAGAACUGCAACAAGUAUCGCAUGCGCUUUGUGUGUGAGGCCCCUCCGGCCAGCCUGCAGGGGGUCCCCACCACCGCCAGCACGGGCGGCAGCAGCAGCAGCGGCUACAACAACCUGGCCAGCAACAGGCAAGACGACAAGCAGUCUAGACGAUGGAGCGCUGGCCAGCGGGGAAGUAGAGGAAACAGAAAGAACGUGCAAGACGGAUUUUUUUACGGACAAAAAUAAAAAGAAAGAAAAGAACUCAAAGGUGGAGUGCUUAGAGUAGAAGCGAUAAACGGUGUAGAGUGAGUGCUCAAUGAUGUGGAGGCGGAUGUUUGACAGUUAGACGUGUAGUGGAAUCACAAGGUGAGCUCAGUGAAGCAAGGAAAGGUUGAGGCAAAGUGGUGUGUUGAAUGAAAGGUCGGACAACCAACAUCGAUCAGUCUCGGAGCUGAUGCCACAUGUCCUGUGCCCUCCAGGCAGAGUUCUGUUGUUGAGGCUGAUAACUACUUGAUGUUGAAAAGUGAUCGUGAAAGAACAAGUACUGACAAAAAUCGAGUUUUAUUUCCGUGGGAAGGGCGGUAUGGACAAAGUUCGUCAGUUCCACACGAAUGCUUUUGAUUGGUGCACGUGGUCAUUGUUCAAAACGACGGCGUUCUUUUCACUGGACAAAGAACACGAUUUAGUGCAACGAUGCUCACUAGAGGUGUAUCAAUGUACGAUCCAUUCGGCUUUGGAAAAGCAGAUGGUUGCCUGUUGUUGGCUACAAAGGACGAACUCAAUGAAAUAGUUGUUUAGGUCAACGGCAGAGGUCAUGCUUUCCGUUACAAACACAUUGGGUUCGAUCCCGUGGCGGCAACACGAAAGAGAAUGUUUUUGACUGGAGGGUGUGUGGCUUUUAAAAGAAACAGAAAAAAUAUAAAAGGAAGACUACGGAGAGAAACGUUUAGAGAAACGUUUAUAUAAAAAGGUCAUAAGACUUGAGUGGACAGAAAGACUGCUGGCUGUGGACAAGUAGGACUGUGGACAGUCUGAGGAGAAGCUGUUAUCAGAUCUUGUGAACAGGUCAGAAAAAAAUGACAGGCGGUGUUUGGUCAAAUUUUGACACUUAGGUGACAUUUCGGUCCACGAGUUCUGCGAAGAUUUCAGUGAGUUUCAGAUUUUCACAUCGAGGAAGGUCGUUGAUUCGGUGGUAUGUGUUGACGGCUUGAAAGGAACUGGAUCCAUUCUCGACAGUCACACAAGGAACCAAAUUUUUAAAAUACGAAACCCUUGUUUUAGUGACCUUCUCGCCAGUAAGUAUAUCAGACAAUCGUUAUUAUUUUUUUGUAUUAAGAUUUGUAGAUUUUCUUGGUGACCUUGCGAAGAUGUUUGCCGAGCGUACUUGAUCCUUCUUUCAAAGUGAUAAUUUUAAACUAAGGGCAAACCUUUUACUAGUAAUCUUAAAAGAGGACUGAUCGUCUUAGGUCCGAGCUCUCAACUUUCAGUCCCCCAUUUAAAGAUUCAAAAAAUAUUUCCUUUGCUGUAUUGAUUACUGUUUUCCUUUCUGAAAUCGUGAGAAAAGUUAUAUUUCUAUGAUCUGGCAGAAUCAAGGAUUUCUAAGGUUUAUUUUCCCCACAACAAUUACUUGAAUCCAAGCUUUAACCCUUUGUGUAAAACUUAUGCUAAGAAAGAUCUGAAAGUUGAAAUUCUUUUAUACUCUGCAGAUCAGUGCUUUAUUUCUUUAUUUAAAUGACGGUCGUAGAAGCUAAGUGGCAGUUGGGUUCUUACAGUUUUGUAGCUGAAAGGAAUGUUUGGACUGACCCCUUAUUUUUGGUGUUUGUCACGAAUAGUGUUCAUUUUGAAAACCAUGUUGUGAAUUUUUGACACAAAUGUUUCGUGAGAUGUAAAUUAGUUCAGCGUGUGGUUACAUAAUUAUAAGCGUAGAUGUUCCUGUUCUGUUGCAGCACAACAUAAACAAAGGUCUCAAUGUUAUGAUUGCUUUUGUUUAGUCAUCACCCCCUCCCCCAGUCCUCCUGCUUCCCUUGAUGGUUCAUCAUUCAUUAAUCACUUCCUGUCCAGCCAUUCCUUCCACUAAUACCCAUUUUCAUCUCUACGGCUACCCUCGCCCACUCCUCCAUCUUUUUCACCUGUUACAACGAUGCGACUGUACCAGAUAUAAAUACAAAUAUAUCACGCCAAGAAUUAUCUUCAUGCGACGCAGACAUAUCCCAAGGUGCAAAAGUGCAUAUAUCUAGCAUAAUUACAAUCUACUUAUAAUAUUUUACUCAUUAUUGCCAGAUGUAACUCUAUUUAAAAUCUCAUCAAUGUAGUGUGUUGCCAUGGUUGGUGAGCACAGAUGCCAGAUGGAACUUUUUGAAAGAUAUAAUUUUGCUUUUGUGAAUUGUCUGUGUUUGGUGAUAACGAGAGGUGACAUGGUUACAAUCUUGCUUUAUGUUCGAGUCUGUAUUCUCUUAGGCACAUGGCAAGACAUAAAACGAAAUAGUCGUAAACAAAAUGCCUCUUGGUGUCGUAUUUUGACGAGAACUUGAAAAUCACCAUUAGAGUACAAACACUACAAAAGAUUUGUUACUGAAAAUAAAAACAACAAAAAAGCAAACACAAAGGUGAGGUUGAUAAAAUGAUUUCGCUCAGUUACAUCGACACGAUACGAAAUGAUAGAUAGUUUUAUAUGAUAACAAAUACAUGGCCGUAGUGACAGGUUAGUAGAAUGGCUAUCAUAAGUUUGCUACAAAAAUCAGAAGUAAUAUUUUUUUACUAAAUUGUAGGAGAAAAUUAAGGGGUUGCUUCAACGGCGAACUUGCUUGUGUGGCCUCGUGGGAAACAUACGAACCUCAAAUCCGUUUUUUCCAAUUAAGGGCAGUUUUCUAUUUAUAGAAAUGUUGCAACAGGUUAACAACGGAUUCUAAUAAGACCUGAGAAAGCAAAACGACCAGCACUUAUGUUAUUCUUGUUAGAAGAUAAAUCUGUAUUGUCUGUUCUUGCAAACUUGUUUUAUAUAUAUAUGUUUAUAUGUGUGUGUGCGCGUGCGAGAAAGACAAUUUUUUUAGUAUGAAUACGUCUGAGCGGCCACACACCUGUUCUCCAUCAUACAAAUAUUUCUGUUUUGCACGUGCUUCUCCUGACACGUGGUAUACGACUGCUCACUGUAGUCUCCAAGAAGCAUAUUCAAACAAUACAAGCUGACCAUAAUAUCUGCAUCUGAGCCAUGCCGAGUGCAUAAAGAAGCAUAUUAAAUGCAUUAAAAUUCUACGUUCAGAUGACUUAAUUGUGUUAACUGUGUAUUAAACUAUCAAUUGGACAAUUCAUAAAGAAUUUUAAAAAACCGACAAUGCACAAGGAGAGACCUUAAAGGAUUGAAUGUACAGAAUAUAUUUUUAAAGACCCGAUACAACCCAAGUUUGGAUCCUUGUUGUCCUUGUAAGCCUUCUGUGCAAAUGACUGUGUGCGUGCAUCGUGCAAGGCUCGGUAGGUGGGGGAGAUUGUGUGUUUGUGUUUGUGUUUGUGUUAUGUACAUAAUAACUUACAUCUGCGUACAAGUGCCAGGAGCUUCUUUGCUUUUAGUCUUUGAGUGUAACUGUUACGGCUGUAACCCACUGUUGUCACCUUGUUUCUCCAGUUUGUUUUUUUUUUUUUCCUAAGGUCGGGAUCCUACCCUUAUCAACUGUUUAUCGUUUGACGCUUUGUUGCUUGACAAGAAUCCAAGCACAACAACAAAUGAUAUAAAUUUAUUAUUUACACCAAUGUAUAUUACUUUGUACUCGCUGUGUGAUUGUGUUUGUGAGUUCUGCGUGUGUGUGUGUCCGCGAGUAUUCCCUUUCUAUCCCAUAUACUUGUGUACAUGGGGUGCAUGCACUAUGUCUACAUAAUGCACAGUCGUGUUUAUUUUUGUGUGCGUACAUGUUCGAAUGCUCGUUUUGUCUCUGGCGAAAGAGAAGCAGAGGAAAGGACAGACAAAAAAAAAAAAAAAAUAAAAGGAAGAGUACAGAUUAUCUACAGCUGCGUAUGAGCUUUCCAUAGAAUGGGGGGCCCCCAGUAAAAGCACAGACACUGAUGCGGUCACUGUGCUGCUUACCUUAGGACAAAUAGGCAGAAUUUUUUUUUUUAGAGAUGGAUGUACAAUAGCCAAGGGUCAAUGACCGCAGGGUCACUUCGGGCGGGUGACUCACGAGCAGUCAUUCUCUCCGCCGCAAUUCACAGUCACAUUUGGUGUCAGUCGCUUAUGUGAUUUUUGAAUGUGAUUAUGUUUGUAUUAUGUUUGUAAUGUUUCUCAUUAGCAUAGACAUUUACCGUUAUUUAUAUUCGAAUUUUCCGGCCAUCGAGAGUGUACGUAGCAAUAUGAAUUGUGGGUCUAGUGUGUGGCACAGCUCCUACUCUGUACACAUGUAAUAUAGUCCUUCAUGAACUGUACAAUACUGUGUUUGUUGGUCUCUAGUAUAGGUCAGACUUAUCUCUUGGACUGCGUUGGUAGACUUCUAGAGGGAACACACUAUGUUGCUGAACCGAGCGUCCUUAACAACGUGUACGAAUUAAUGUAAGCUUUCUAAAUUAAUGACAAAUAAACAUGAGAAUCUGG
Molecule: messenger RNA, 12356 nt
Organism: Pomacea canaliculata
Lineage: Eukaryota; Metazoa; Mollusca; Gastropoda; Architaenioglossa; Ampullariidae
Product: FRAS1-related extracellular matrix protein 1-like
Biological process (GO): cell communication
Cellular component (GO): membrane
Source: RefSeq, a predicted model, not a curated record